Brassica napus (rape) is the source of this 3157-nucleotide messenger RNA. RefSeq names its product pentatricopeptide repeat-containing protein At3g14730-like. The transcript has a single exon. NCBI's taxonomy places the organism in Eukaryota, Viridiplantae, Streptophyta, Magnoliopsida, Brassicales, Brassicaceae. The coding region runs from base 1073 to 3046 and encodes 657 amino acids. Gene Ontology annotation, molecular function: RNA binding; protein binding. Gene Ontology annotation, biological process: RNA modification. The record is from RefSeq and is a predicted model, not a curated record.
AAAGAACACAUGAGUCCCAAACAUGUAAAAGGAGUAAGUUUGUUGCACAAAACAACCAACUCAAUUCUUCAUGUACCACAGGUCCACAACAAUUGCAAAACCGUGUAUAAUACAUUAUUAGUAUUAAUAUUAAUGUGUGUAAGAGACAAAGAAAAUGCUAACAUUGACCCCCCUAUAUAGUGUGAAAUGUUUUUAGCUGUACAAAGCUAGUCACUUGGUCAAUAAGUGUUUAGUGAGAAUUUUUUUGAUGCUAGUAGCUACCAAAAACAGAUGUUAUCAACUGCCAAGACACUGACGGAUGUUCAGAUAGAUCAGGAUAUUAAUUGGUUAUGUUCUGCUCUUCAAACUCAGACUUAACAAGUUCAGUCAUUUUACUGUCUCAAUCAUGUUUGAAGCAUUGCAUUAGAUUCAAAGAGGCAUGUUUUUUUCUUGAGAGCAUGUUAACCGAAAUAUAAUGCUGAUAACCUAACCGGAAUCUCAUACCAAUAAUCUGAUUUGACAAAAGGCAUUGGUGCCUCCGCCUCGAAACAAACAGAGAUCGAGAAUUUCUCCGACCAUCAGAGCUGCAACAACGACACAAAUCAGAGUGUCUUAAGUAAUCAAAGUUCAGUUCCAUUAAAACUAAUUAACAAAAACCCUAGAACUUCAACGGUUUCAGAAACGUGUAGUGACUCUUUUUCUCGUAGAUUUGCAUCCAAAACGUCAGGUCUGAUUCAGAAAGUGAAGCAAUCGAAACCCAGAAGAACCGAUGAAGAUGCAAACGAUUUAGAAAAAAAAAAGAACAAAAAAAAUUUGGACCAUUUCUCGAUUUAUGCGUGUCAUCCUUGCGCAGGGGCCAUGCUAAUCUUCUCUGUAUCGUUCCAAUUUUAUCGGAUGUCCCCGAAGGGACAAUCAUCUUCGUGACUCUACCGCAAUAUAAACAGAGCUUCUUCUCGCCACUUGACCGAUGUGGGACUGUUUACGUUCCUCGUAGAGCAGCUUUAAUGGGCCUUAUUUGUAGUAAGCCCACUAACGUUAUGAACCAUAUAAAAAACACUAAAGAAGCUCAAUUUCAAAUCGUGGAGCCAAGAACAUGACCGUCGUCUUCCUUCGAAUCCAGAUUCAAAAAAUUUCCAUCGGAACUCUGAGGUUACUCCCACGAAACCCAGAUCUCUUCUCCGCUAUAAAGCCUUGUCCUUUAUCAUCUUUCUACUCCACACUCUCUUUGCGAAUCGAAGAACAGACGAAGAGAUACGAGCACCACAAUGUCGCUACCUGCAUCGCCGCAUUGCAACGCUGCGCGCAGCGCAACGACGCCGUUUCCGGCGGGGAGCUUCACGGCUUCAUGGUCAGAAAAGGGCUUCUCGACGACUCACCUCGCGCCGUCACCAGCCUCGUCAACAUGUACGCCAAGUGCGGCCUCAUGCGGCGCGCGAUCACCGUCUCCGGUGGAUCCGAUCGCGAUGUGUUCGCUUAUAACGCGAUUAUCUCUGGGUUUGUUGUGAAUGGGUUUCCUUACGAUGCUGUUGAGAUGUACAGAGAGAUGAGAGCUAAUGGAAUUUUACCCGAUAAGUAUACGUUUCCUAGUUUGCUUAAAGGAAGUGAUGCCAUGGAGGUUUCUGAUGUUAAGAAGGUUCACGGAUUAGCUUUUAAACUUGGGUUUGAUUCGGAUCGCUAUGUAGGGAGUGCGUUAGUGAGUUCUUAUUUGAAGUUUAGAUUGAUGGAGGAUGCGCAGAAGGUGUUCGACGAAUUGCCUGAGAGAGAUGACAGUGUGCUUUGGAACGCUUUGGUUAUUGGUUAUUCUCAGAUAUAUAAGUUUGAGGAUGCUUUGAGAGUUUUUAGUCAAAUGCGUGAAGAAGGUGUUGCCUUGAGUAGGCAUACCAUCACCGGCGUCUUGUCAGCGUUCACCGUGUUAGUGGAUGUUGAUAACGGUAGAUCGAUCCACGGCCUCGCAGUGAAAACGGGGUUUGAUUCUGGAACCGUUGUGUCGAAUGCGUUGAUUGAUAUGUAUGGAAAGAGUAGGUGGCUACAGGAAGCAGUCAAGAUCUUUGAAGCGAUGGAUAACGAGAGAGACAUCUUUACGUGGAACUCGGUGUUGUGUGUUCAUGACUACUGUGGUGAUCAUGAUGGAGCUUUAGCUCUGUUCAACAGGAUGCUUUGUUCCGGAAUCCGACCAGAUCUCGUUACACUGACGACAGUUCUCCCCACUUGCGGUCGUUUAGCUGCGUUGAACCAGGGAAGAGAGAUUCAUGGCUACAUGAUCGUCAACGGACUCUUAAACCGAAACUCCAAUGAUGAAUUCAUCAACAACUCAUUGGUGGACAUGUACGCGAAAUGCGGGGACUUGAGAGAUGCGCAGACGGUUUUCGACUCGAUGAGGAAUAAAGACUCAGCUUCUUGGAACAUUAUGAUUAACGGUUACGGUGUCCAGAGCUGCGGUGAGUUAGCUUUGGAUAUAUUCUCGCGCAUGUGCGAAGCAGGUGUCAGACCUGAUGAAAUCACAUUCGUUGCGUUGCUACAAGCAUGUAACCACUCAGGCUUUGUUAGCGACGGGAGAAGGUUCCUGGCGGAGAUGGAGACAGUGUACAACAUUGUCCCAACAAGUGAUCACUACACUUGUGUGAUAGACAUGCUUGGCCGUGCAGGGAAGCUAGAGGAAGCAUAUAAGUUAGCAGUAACAAUGCCUGUGGGGGAUAAUCCUGUUGUCUGGAGGUCAAUAUUAGCAUCUUGUCGUCUCCACGGGAACAACAUAGGCCUGGCGGAAUUGGCUGUAAAGCGGUUAUAUGAGCUAGAGCCAGAGCAUAGCGGCGGUUAUAUAUUAAUGUCUAAUCUUUAUAUGGAAGCCGGUGGAUACGAACGAGUUUUUGCCCUUAGAGACGCAAUGAAAGAACAGAAUAUGAAGAAGACAGCAGCUAGUAGCUGGAUUGAGGUCAAGCAUGAGCUUCACACGUUCUUUAACAGCGAUAAGACUCACCCGGAAUAUGAAUCUAUCGAGGCUUGUUUAAGUCCGUUGACUUCUCAUAUAUAUGGUGGUCAUCAGUAUACGCUGCUUGACGAUUAUGUCUAAUUUUGGUUAGUCAUAACCUUAAAAGAGUAUUAUAAUAUACUAAUAAUGUUGUGUGACAGACAAUUGUUUCCGGAUUAGAAUAUCUACGAACCAACAACAAUUGUUUGGCCA